Sceloporus undulatus (fence lizard) is the source of this 2131-nucleotide messenger RNA. Its product is annotated as BPI fold-containing family C protein-like. The transcript has 16 exons. Gene Ontology annotation, molecular function: lipid binding. The record is from RefSeq and is a predicted model, not a curated record. Bases 243 to 1559 code for a protein of 438 amino acids. Lineage: Eukaryota; Metazoa; Chordata; Lepidosauria; Squamata; Phrynosomatidae.
UUUACAGUGUGUAUGUAUAAAAUUUGCUAGUGCCAAAUGUAAUUGCGCAAUUACCGUGCACGUAACAGGCCAUAUUGAAUGAAAGCAGGGGAAAAGAAGAUGAAGAUGUGGUGUGUUUCUCCCCUGUUAAGUCUUUUUGUCCUGCAUCUUGAGGCUAAUUCUGGACUCAAAGUGAGAAUAACACAAAGAGGGCUGAAUUAUGAUACACGUUAUGCACAUAGUCUGAAGGAAAGGAGGUUGGAAUGAAGAUCCUGCAGCAAGAAAUAAAGGAAAAAGGAUUUCCAGAUAGGAAUGGCACUCAGACAUUCUUAUUUGGUACUGUUGACUACAGGGUUUCUAGGAUUCAAAUCACUUCCAUUUCAAUACAUAACACCUCUGUGGUUCUAGUACCUGAGAACAGAAUAGUAGUGGCUGUAAGAGAUGCUUCUGCAAGAGUUAGUACACAUUGGACGUUGAACAACUGGCUGUUAGACUAUCAUGGAAAAGCUGAAAUAUCCAUUUUAGGAAUAUCUGUUACAGCAACUAUUAAUAUGUCACAAAAUAACAGAGGAUACCUAUUGAUGCUUGUUCCUGACUGCCGUAUGAGCAUAGGUGGUAUUAAAGUCCAGCUGAGUGGAAGAGGAAGCUGGUACUAUGACAUGUUUUUCCAGUAUCUGGAAAAAACUAUACAAAGAAAGCUGCAAAACAGAGUAUGUCUCAGUAUUAAGUUCAGAAUCCAAAAAAUGGCUGCAGCUCUUAAGAAGCUUCAGGCCACAUCCCAAAUUGACUCCUUUGCCCAAAUUGAUUAUUCCCUUACCAAACCUCCAGAAGUCUUUAGAUCCUACAUUGAACUGGAUUUUAAGGCCUCAGUGUAUCCAAUAAGGAAUCAUACAGAACUUCUCUUCAUGACAGUUCCCUUCUCUCUUCCAGACAACAAUGAUAAUAUGAUGUACUUUGGAAUCUCUGAAUACUUUUUAAAGUCUCUUUCCUUGAGUUAUUACACAGUUGGGGCCUCAAAGAUACAUUUUUCAGAAGAGCAUUCCUCAUCUUUUAACUUAACUACAGAAGCAUUGAGCCGAAUCAUUCCUGAAAUUGCUCAGCAUUAUACAGAAUCCCAUCUAGUAAGGACAAGUGUAGUGGUUACUGCAGCACCCACUGUAUGGUUGCAAAAUAACAGUUUAACUGUAAAGAUUCCUUGUUUUGUGGAAGUCUCUGCUCUUCUGCUAAACCAAACUAUGCAACCAAUCUUCGCAUUGAAUAUAUCUGCCAUUACUAAUGCUACUGUAGCAAUAACUGAACAAAGGCUAAUUGGCUCAUUACAGCUCAAGAGAUUACAGCUGUCUCUGACAUAUUCAAACAUUGGCUCCUUCCAGGUCUCAUUUUUGAAGAAUCUCCUGGCCUGUUUUUUGCACAACACAGUAAUUUUACCAAUCAAUGAUGUUUUGAAGAGAGGAUUCCAUCUUCCUAAUAUGGCCAGAAUUGCUUUUCUUGGACCUGCCAUUAAACUUAACCAGGUGAAAUUAGUAUUUCUUUGUAAGGGUUAUAUCCUGAUAACGACUGAUGUAAGCUACAAAUACUAAGAAAAUUGGUAUCUUAAUGGAUGAGAAGCUUGGCUGAACAGAAGCUUAGAAUACACUGGAGUUGUUUUUAAAAGUCUCUAGCUCCCUUUUGCGCCCUAUUCACAUAUUGUUUUUAGUGUGAUUAUCCAAAUAAUCUCACUAAUGCAUUCCAGUUCUGUUGUUCACACUAUUUUUUAAAUACAAACUGGAUCUCUGCAAGUUCGGUUGCUCACACAUGUCAGCAAUGAUUUAAAAAUGGAAUUGAUGAUGUGGAUGUAUUUGAUAUAUGUUCAAGACAUGCAGAGUUUGAUCCUGGUUUAUCCCAGGUCUAUUCUCAUCGGUUAUUCACAAAGCCGACAAUGUGAAUCUUUUAGCAAAACUCUGGGGAAACCGAGAUCGAUUAUCCCAGGUUUGGAUACAUUCAAAAUGCAUACGAAAAACAAAGACUUAACCCACAUUCUACCAGGAUUAUUUUCACCAUCUGAAUUACCCCUUGGGAGUGACAAAGGGGAAGAAAAGAAUGUUUAUAAUAUGUGCCACAGAAAAGCAAUUGGCAGUCAUGAUAAAGAAUCACACAUCACAUUUUGAGAUCU